Ostertagia ostertagi is the source of this 294-nucleotide messenger RNA. The record is from the annotation of a GenBank genome assembly. Lineage: Eukaryota; Metazoa; Nematoda; Chromadorea; Rhabditida; Trichostrongylidae.
AUGCUCAAGCAACUAAAACAUCCGAAUCUUGUCUCGUUGCUGGAAGUCUUCAAGCGGAAUCGGAAGUUGCAUCUGGUGUUCGAGCACUGUGAUCGUACUGUACUGCAUGACUUGGAGAAAUAUCCGAAUGGGGUUCCAGAGGAGCUGACGAAAAAAAUCACAUGGCAACUACUUGAAGCUUUACGGUUUUGUCAUUCGCACAAGUGUAUACACAGGGACGUGAAACCGGAGAACAUUCUCCUCACCAAGAAUGACGUUGUCAAGUUGGCUGACUUCGGCUUCGCUAGGAUAAUC